AUGUCCACAACUUUGUCGCGCACCGUCUCUAUGUCGAGGAAGGAUCUGGGUCUCCGCGAAAAGGAUGAGGAGUUGUCAGUCCAAUCCAAAAAAAAUACUGUCCUCGUCUCUCAUGGUCGUCCUCCAUGGUACGGGCUGGACGGAACGCGAAUAAACGAUGCGUUUGUGAUCGGUGUAGCAGGUGGUUCUGCGAGUGGGAAGACCCAUGUUGCACGACAGAUCGUCAAGAAUUUGGGUUUCAUUCCUACGGUUAUCAUCCUAUCUCAGGAUAGCUUCUACAAACGGCUGGACGAGGAGCAAUCUAAGCUUGCACACGCAAACCAGUUUGAUUUUGACCACCCGAGUGCGAUCGACAUGCCCAUGUUCGCUGCCUGCCUGGCAGAUUUGAAAGCCUGCAAGCAGUCAAAUAUCCCGAUAUACUCGUUUGCUCAACAUCAGCGGCUGGAAGAGACCCAGUAUCUUUAUGGUGCUGCAAUUAUCAUAGCUGAAGGCAUCAUGGCUUUGCAAGAUCCUCAACUGCGCGAGCUUUAUGAUUUGAAGGUAUUCGUGCAAUGUGAUUCGGACCUGAUGCUCGCAAGGAGAAUUUCCCGCGAUGUAGAACAGAGAGGAAGAGAUGUGAGCGGUAUCCUGGAACAAUAUUUACGAUAUGUCAAACCCUCAUUUGAUAACUUUGUACGACCGAGUGCUGCAUAUGCGGACAUCAUUGUUCCAGGAAUUAGUAACUCUGUCGCAAUCGAUUUGAUAUGCACACAUGUCCGACAAAAGCUCCAAGAGCGGUCGAAUGCUUUCCGUCCGCAAAUGGCGAUUCCUAAAUCUCAUCUCCUCAGUCAGAACCCAAUUCCAAUAGAACAACUUGGCCUGAAUAUCCUUCCAUCUACACGGCAAACAGAGGGUAUCUUCACCAUUCUUCGAGAUCGCGACGCCUCUCACCAGGAUUUCAUAUUUUUUAUUGAUCGGCUGUCCACAACACUGGUAGAAUAUGCCUUACAAUUUCUUCCUUAUCUUCCCCAUACCGUGACUACACCUGUGGGUGCAGAGACCGAAGGAAAGAAGGUGACGUGUCGGUAUGUAUGUGGCGUAUCGAUACAGAGAUCCGGUUGCGUCCUCGAACGAGGUUUUAGACGAGUCAUCAAUGACGUCCCCAUGGGCACACUCCUCAUACAAUCAAACGAAACUAAUGCAGAACCUUUACUUCUCCACGCUAAACUGCCCUUAUAUAUCCGUCUACGACAUGUGGCCAAAGAAACCUACGUCUUUCUGUUGGACGCUCAAAUCGGAACUGGUGCUGCGGCUUUCAUGUCUAUCCGUAUACUACUAGACCAUGGUGUACCGCAAGAUCAUAUCGUCUUCGUAUGUUUCUUGGUCGCCCGCAAGGGUGGAAUAAACAUCCUCCGAAAGGCGUUUCCCCAUGUCAAAAUCGUGUGUGGUUCAGUAGAUAAUGAAAUGAGAGAAGGGAGAUUGGAUGGUCGGGAGGGGAGAAAGGUUUGGGUCAUGUAUCCGGGUAUGGGUCAGAUAGGGGAUAGAUAUUACUUGUGA
Marasmius oreades (fairy-ring Marasmius) is the source of this 1536-nucleotide messenger RNA. RefSeq lists its product as uncharacterized. The transcript is spliced from 14 exons. The record is from RefSeq and is a predicted model, not a curated record. The coding region runs from base 1 to 1536 and encodes 511 amino acids. Gene Ontology annotation, cellular component: cytoplasm. Gene Ontology annotation, molecular function: ATP binding; kinase activity. Lineage: Eukaryota; Fungi; Basidiomycota; Agaricomycetes; Agaricales; Marasmiaceae.